Messenger RNA from Neospora caninum, 1209 nucleotides. Its product is annotated as Glutaminyl-tRNA synthetase,related. NCBI's taxonomy places the organism in Eukaryota, Apicomplexa, Conoidasida, Eucoccidiorida, Sarcocystidae. Gene Ontology annotation, molecular function: ATP binding; glutamine-tRNA ligase activity. The transcript is spliced from 7 exons. Gene Ontology annotation, biological process: translation; glutaminyl-tRNA aminoacylation. Gene Ontology annotation, cellular component: cytoplasm; cytosol. The record is from RefSeq and is a predicted model, not a curated record. Bases 1 to 1209 code for a protein of 402 amino acids.
AUGUACGACUACGCGCAUGGCCAGAGUGACUCCAUCGAGAACAUCACUCACUCCAUCUGCACUUUGGAGUUCGAACUGCAUCGCCCGCUCUACGACUGGUUCCAGGAGAAACUGGAAAUCACACGGACAAGGCAGAUCGAGUUUGCCCGCCUCAAUGUCACGUACACGGUGAUGAGCAAACGAAAGCUGCUGGCCUUGGUGACCGAGGAAUGGGUGGAAGGAUGGGACGAUCCUCGUCUCCCGACGCUGUCCGGUCUGAGGCGCCGCGGUGUCCCGGCCAGUGCGCUGCGAGACUUUUGUGACAAGGUCGGAGUCGCCCGACGGGAGAGCACGAUCCAAGUGGAGGUUUUGGAAAAGUGCAUCAGGGACGCGCUCCACCAAGUCGCUCAUCGUCGCUUUGCUAUCCAGGAUCCGGUCGCUGUCACAAUCACCAACUAUGGAGACUCGGUUGAGACUGUCACAGCAGCCAACCACCCUGAGGAUGAGUCUUUCGGCACGAGAGAGCUCCAUUUCAGCAAACGGCUGUACAUUGACCGCGAGGACUUCAUGGAGAACCCGCCGCCAGGGUACCGCCGUCUAGCCCCAGGUGCCGAAGUUCGUCUCAAGCACGCGUACUGGAUUAAAUGCGUGGACGUCAUCAAAGAUGCCAGCGGUCUCGUGACGGAGCUUCUGUGUACCCACGACCCGCAAACGAAGAACUGCUCUGUUGCCCCUGAUGGCCGCAAGGUCAAGGGCACCAUCCACUGGCUGUCUGAAAAAGACGCCGUGCCUGCAGAGAUCAGGAUUUUCGGUCGGUUGUUCACGAAGGCAAACCCUGAGGAGGAAGACGAGAGCAAUCCUAACGCAAGUUGGCGAGACAACAUCAACAAAGAAUCGCUGAAGGUCUACAACGGCUUCGUGGAGCGAUCGGCUGCCGACUCGGUGGCGUUCCCGCCGCAGUCUUCGCUGCAGUUUGAGCGCCUCGGCUUCUUCACUCCUGACGGCUCGACGUUGCCUGAGGACGCGGCAAGGAACAAAGCGAGUACUACGCCGGUGUUCAAUCUCACAGUUGCGCUCCAGGAAGGCUUCACUGCGACAGACGACGCGGACAAGGACAAAAUGAAGCAGCAGGAUCGAUUGGCACGAGAGAAAGCUGCUCUCGAACGCCAAAAGAAGAAAGAAGAAAAAGAGGCGCGGAAGAAGAUGAAGGAGCAACAGCAAAAAGCUUAG